Messenger RNA from Oryzias melastigma (Indian medaka), 668 nucleotides. It is a transcript of the gene mrpl14, whose product is annotated as mitochondrial ribosomal protein L14. The transcript is spliced from 3 exons. The record is from RefSeq and is a predicted model, not a curated record. Gene Ontology annotation, biological process: translation. Gene Ontology annotation, cellular component: mitochondrion; ribosome. Bases 153 to 599 code for a protein of 148 amino acids. Gene Ontology annotation, molecular function: structural constituent of ribosome. NCBI's taxonomy places the organism in Eukaryota, Metazoa, Chordata, Actinopteri, Beloniformes, Adrianichthyidae.
CUUACAUUCAAACUUUACUUUUUAUACACUUUUAGGAAUUUUAUAGCGUUUCGUCCACUGUUUAAUAAUUUAGGUAAUUAGAAAAGGAGUCGCUUGCGAAUGACGACAACCUUGACAUUGCAUGGAGGGUUGUUGAGGUGUUAGCAGAAGCUAUGGCACUCCAGCGACUGUCGGGCUCCGUUUCUGGGCUCAUCGUUCAGAAUUCGCUUACAAUUCUUCAAAGGACAUUUAGUGUGUCUGUGGUUGCCGCCGCCAUUCAGAAAAUGACAAGAGUGCGCGUGGUGGACAACAGCUCUCUUGGAAAUACACCCUAUCAUCGGCCACCAAGGGUCAUCCACGUCUACAACAAGAACGGUGUUGGAAAAGUGGGUGACAAGGUGCUACUCGCCAUCAAAGGACAGAAAAAGAAAGCUUUAAUUGUUGGACACAAAAUGCCAGGCGACCGCAUGACUCCUCGGUUUGAUUCAAACAACGUUGUUUUGAUCGAGGAUAAUGGCAACCCAACGGGAACAAGAAUUAAAGUCCCAAUACCCACACAUCUACGGCAAAUGGAGGGAGAUUACUCCAAAGUGUUGGCAAUUGCAAGUUCAUUUGUGUAACCAUUCAACAUAUCAUGCAAAGCAGUGGAAGUUUAAGUUGUACAGUUUGGAAUAAAAACAUUCAACCUA